AUGACCUAUGUAGAUUAUGGUGGUAAAUAUAUUAAUUGUCCAUUUAAUUGUACAGUGAAUGCAACAUCGUUUGCAUGUUCUCCAGAUGAAAAUGGACAGACUCGUGGAGAUUGGAACGAUGGUAAACAAACUUUUCAGGAUCCUCUGCCUGUCGGAUCCACUCUGAAGGCGGUUGGCUUUGAGUUGUUGGGCACCUUCAAUUGUGCCAGUGACAGUAGCGUGAAGACACAGCUGCUGAUUCUGCUGCAGGGCGAAGAGAUUGGAAAUAUAUUUACAGUGAGCGCUGAAUCCACUUGUAUGUGCGCCAAUUGCUAUACGAAUGUGACGAUUCCUUCGUAUCCGGUGAUCGUUCCACUCUACAAUUACAGUGGUAUCAACAUGUUGUCGAUCAACGUCAUGAAGAACGGAAUCUGUUUGUUCAACGUACGUACUUUUCUCUACUACUCGCUGCCAGCACCAAUCACUACGGCAACUAGCAGCGCCACCGCCACAACCUCAACAGCAUCCACCUCGACAACUGGCGGUCUCACUACCACAGCUACCACUUCAUCUGGACCAUCGACAACAGGUGGAGGUAAAAAUACACCCAAGGGUGGACUGACAACGAAACAGUGGGCAAUUAUUGCAUCAUCGGUGACAGGUGGUGCGUUGGUAUUCAUUUUACUGUUUGUCUAUGUAAGACAAAAAAUUGCAAGAGUUGGUUAUGUCGAGCUGAAAGAAGGAAAGAACAUAGAUAUAGGUGAGAUUAAACUAGGUGAAAGAAUAGGUAAAGGAAACUUUGGAGAGGUAUUCAAAGGUCAUUGGAGAGGUGCUGUCGUUGCAAUUAAGAAACUUCCAGCACAUAACAUCACUGAAACAGUUAUGAAAGAAUUCCAUAGAGAAAUAGAUUUAAUGAAAAAUCUUAGACAUCCAAAUGUUAUUCAAUUUUUAGGAUCAUGUACAAUUCCACCAAAUAUUUGUAUUUGUACAGAAUAUAUGCCAAAGGGAUCACUCUAUGGAAUAUUGCAUGAUCCAUCCGUUGUGAUUCAAUGGAGUCUGUUGAAAAAGAUGUGUAUGGAUGCUGCCAAAGGUAUUAUUUAUUUGCACAAUUCGAAUCCAGUGAUUCUUCAUCGUGAUCUCAAAUCACACAAUUUGUUGGUCGACGAAAACUUCAAGGUUAAAGUAGCAGAUUUUGGAUUGUCAACGAUCGAACAGACAGCGACAAUGACAGCAUGUGGAACACCAUGUUGGACAGCACCAGAAGUUCUCAGAAAUCAGAGAUACACAGAGAAGGCCGAUGUCUAUUCAUUUGGAAUCGUUAUGUGGGAGUGUGCUACUCGUUCCGAUCCAUAUUCUGGCAUGCCGCCAUUCCAAGUUAUAUUUGCAGUUGGACGUGAAGGAUUGCGACCUCCCAUCCCUCGAAACUGUCCACCAGACUUUGUUGCCCUCAUGACCGAUUGUUGGGCAGAGAAUGCCGAUUCAAGACCAUCCAUGGAGACUGUACUAAAUAAAUUGGAAGCCUUGGAAGUAACUGGUUGGCCAGAUUUAGCUGUUCCAAGAUAA
Heterostelium album PN500 is the source of this 1542-nucleotide messenger RNA. It is a transcript of the gene drkB, whose product is annotated as serine/threonine kinase. NCBI's taxonomy places the organism in Eukaryota, Evosea, Eumycetozoa, Acytosteliales, Acytosteliaceae. The record is from RefSeq and is a predicted model, not a curated record. Bases 1 to 1542 code for a protein of 513 amino acids. Gene Ontology annotation, biological process: protein phosphorylation. Gene Ontology annotation, molecular function: ATP binding; protein kinase activity. The transcript is spliced from 3 exons.